UUCCCGAACUGCGUCGGUGCUGUUGACGGCAAGCAUGUACAAAUUAAGUGUCCUCCGAACUCUGGAAGCAUGUACUUCCAUUAUAAGGGCACAUACUCCAUCGUCCUGCUUGCCGUAGUUGACAGUGACUACAAGUUCGUGGUUGUUGAUGUUGGUGCCUACGGCAAGCAGAGUGAUGGUGGAGUGCUCGAGCAGUCAAAGUUCGGGCGUCGCUUGGAGGAAGGCAAGCUUCAUCUCCCACGAGACCUGGCCCUGCCGAACACAUCUCACUCAGCGCCUUGCGUUUUUGUGGGGGAUGAGGCCUUCCAACUCCGCACGGACUUUUUAAGGCCAUACCCUGGGCGAGGACUAGAGGGCGAGGAGCGCAUCUUCAAUUAUCGGCUGAGCAGAGCAAGGAGGUGCGCUGAGAACGCCUUUGGGAUCCUGGCGGCCAGGUGGAGGAUCUUGGCGCGGACCAUGGGCGAAAAGCCAGAACAUGCUGAAGUGCUGGUGAAGGCCCUCUGUGCACUCCACAACUUCCUAAUGCACAGAUGCACCGAAGAUGAUGAUGCAUACUGUGGCCCUGGCUUUGCCGAUUCUGUGGAUCGCUUUGGGCAGCGGCGGUCUGGCCAGUGGCGCAACCUCCUUGCACAGCCGCCAAUGCCAGUGGCUCAUACACAGGCAUGCCACUUUGCCCAAGCAGCUUGGCAGGUCAGGGACCUCUAUGCUCGUUAUUUCAGCAGUGCUGUGGGCAAAGUGCCUUGGCAAGACAAAAUCUGGUGUCCUGUCAACCCAGGGCCCGAUGCAGCACUACCUGCUGCACAGUGAAGAGAACAUUU
Molecule: messenger RNA, 818 nt
Organism: Rhipicephalus sanguineus (brown dog tick)
Lineage: Eukaryota; Metazoa; Arthropoda; Arachnida; Ixodida; Ixodidae
Exons: 3
Coding region: 70-807 (245 amino acids)
Source: RefSeq, a predicted model, not a curated record